Molecule: messenger RNA, 3832 nt
Organism: Equus caballus (horse)
Lineage: Eukaryota; Metazoa; Chordata; Mammalia; Perissodactyla; Equidae
Gene: TPM4
Product: tropomyosin 4
Biological process (GO): muscle contraction; actin filament organization
Cellular component (GO): actin filament
Molecular function (GO): actin filament binding
Source: RefSeq, a predicted model, not a curated record
GCUGCUCACUCGCCACCCACCGCAGGCCCUCCACACCCGUGCCCCCACUGCCCAGCCAUGGAGGCCAUCAAGAAGAAGAUGCAGAUGCUGAAGCUGGACAAGGAGAAUGCCAUCGACCGGGCCGAGCAGGCUGAGUCAGACAGGAAAGCUGCCGAGGAGAAGUGCAAGCAGGUGGAGGAGGAGCUGUCGCACCUCCAGAAGAAGCUGAAGGGGACGGAGGACGAGCUGGAGCAGCGCUCCGAGGCCCUGCAGGACGCGCAGGAGAGGCUGGAGCAGACGGAGAGGAGAGCCGCCGACGCCGAAGGGGAUGUGGCAGCUCUCAAUCGACGCAUCCAGCUCGUGGAGGAGGAGUUGGACAGGGCUCAAGAGCGACUGGCCACAGCCCUGCAGAAGCUGGAGGAGGCAGAAAAGGCUGCAGAUGAGAGCGAGAGAGGAAUGAAGGUGAUAGAAAACCGGGCCAUGAAAGAUGAGGAGAAGAUGGAGAUUCAGGAGAUGCAGCUCAAAGAGGCCAAGCACAUUGCUGAGGAGGCCGACCGCAAGUACGAGGAGGUAGCUCGUAAGCUGGUCAUCCUGGAGGGAGAGCUGGAGAGGGCAGAGGAGCGUGCCGAGGUGUCUGAGCUAAAAUGUGGCGACCUGGAAGAAGAACUCAAGAACGUCACUAACAACCUGAAGUCGCUCGAGGCUGCGUCUGAGAAGUAUUCUGAAAAGGAGGAUAAAUAUGAAGAAGAAAUUAAACUUCUGUCUGACAAACUGAAAGAGGCUGAGACCCGUGCCGAGUUUGCAGAGAGAACAGUGGCAAAACUGGAAAAGACAAUCGAUGACCUGGAAGACAAGCUGUACACUCAGGAGCUCAAGUACAAGACCACCAGCCAGGAGCUGGACCAUGCUCUCAGUGACAUGAGCUCUCUAAGAGGCCGCUGGGUGCCGCCCUCUGUCCUAGCAGUCCUGAAGUCUGCCUUCUCGCUGUGGUGCCUCCACUCCCAUGGGCAGUUGGCUGCCUCCUGGUUUGAUCUUUGAAACUGUCUUCUGCUGUGUCUGUGACUGGCUGAAACAAAGACGGGCGGUCCUCAUCUUCAUGCCCUCUCAUUUUCAUUUUCUCCACGUGCCACUUUAGAGCCGUGGCUGUGAUGCCCUUGACCGUGGCCGCAACAGAAAGUGGGUGGUUCAGAUGAAGAGCUCAUUUCAAAAGGAAAAUUAUGCCCACAUGAUUCUUUUCUGACGAUGCGAAAACAGAAGCCAGUUUGGCAUGAGCUCUUAAACUCGGUGUUAGCGAACUCUAUCUGCAUGCCAACAGCGGUUUUUCCUUCAAUAGAAAUUAUUUUGAAUGGAAGCUCAUCCAACCUCUUAAGGAGCUUAAUAGAGGCAGCAGAACUUGCAAAAACUGGUUUGUGUCUAAAAGAGGCUACCCUUGACUGGGCAUGAUCCACAGAUUCAAACAGUGGCGGUGGAUUUGGGUCUCCUUAUUCCUCCUCUCUGCGCUUGUUUUCUCUGUGUUACUGUGCUCUGAGAAUGGUGCCUAGGGCUCCCUCUGUCUUCACUGUUGGUGGCACAUCUCUCCAGCUCCCAGUGCUGGGAGGAAGUUCACCCGUGAAGCUCACUUCUGUACCCUGCCAUUACAAAACGACCACACAAGGAAUUAAAGGGCAUCCCAUUAGCAGGAAAAGGGAGUGGAAACUGCUGGAAUGCCAAAGAGAGGAAGUGAAGUGAUUCUUUCCUCAGUUCCAAACGGAGUUGCCUGAGAUGCUAACAUCUGUCUCCCCUCAUACCUGAGUUAACUGUAACCAGGAACCCUGCUUUGGCUUAAAAAAGUUGGCCUCUGGGGGUUAAAAGGUCAUGCUUACAGUAACUAAAAGCUCAUGGAUUUUUCCAAAAGAAUCCAAAUUUCAAACGGUCUAUCCAUUUCUCCCCUGCGCCCACCCCCCCACCUCAAAUUGUCCCAGAAACACUGACAUUUUGAUGUCCGAGCCACAUUUUCCAGACUGCCCCUUGAGCCUGAAAAAUGGCAUGAAAAUCUCCAAUUAGCAUCAUCCAUGUUUGGUCACUGUAGCUUGUUAUUCCUCGUCCUGUUAUUUUUUAUUCAGGUAAGAACCCAAUUGUUUAUAUUCAUUCCUCCAGAAUACAUCUCCCCUACUCCCCACACCCUUCCACCCCCCCACUUCUGUUGCUAACUGCCGUCCUCCCUGAACUUUUGCAUAAACUACCCUCCUCACACACUGCCAUCCGUAUGCCCUCGGAAAGAUUACAGACUGUAGGGGUGAGUGUUUUUGGUUUGCUCUCUCUGUAUUUGUUCCUGGGAGUUUUCCAGACAUCUGUAGCCUCCACCCUUUGAAUAACUACAGCCCUGCCCAUCCAGUCAUUCACCUCACUAAGCACCAGGUGGAACUUCAUUCAGAGAUCGGGGCUUGGAGACCUGCUGCUUCCUGUUGACAGUCUGUGGGCCUGUCACAGUUCUCGAGGGCAAUCAUCACUUUAAGGGAAAGUUAUCUCAGACCUAAUAACAAAGUGGAUGCCAGGGAAUCUAAGUGAGGUGAGGUCAGGAUUUGUAGCCGGGCCAUCUGGCUUUGGAUUCUAGCCCUACCACUUUAGCUGUGCGACCUUGAACAAGCUACUUAGUUUUUCUGCAAAAUAAAGGUGAUAUGUCAGUCAUUGCGAGGAUUAAAUGAGAUAACGGAGAAACUGGCUCAUGUAUAGUAGGCACAUAGUCGCUGUGUGUGCAUCCAGACUGGACAGGCCCAGGUCACUGUUCUCUCUCUGAAGGAACCCUCCCAGGUCAUAGUCGCCUGAGUAGUAAGGGCCUCGUCAAAUGAAAGGUUCAGUGGUUGGAGUUGAAAGGCUGCCAUCCUGGCUGUCAUUUUUCGUUCCUUUCUGAAAAGUUCCAAGCUGAUCCUAUCACAUUUUAUGAGGCGUUUUUGCUUUCCUCCAGUAUUUUAAUGAGUCUUGGCCUAGUCCCUUAUCGGCCCUCGCUCAUUGCAAACCGGUUCUCUCUCGUGCUCUGUCAUGCAGAGCUCUUAAUGGCAUCUUACUUUUUCUUUUUUUUAAAUCUAUCUCAUCGGCUCAGUCACUUAAUAACAUACCCAUAGUCGCUUAAAUUUCAGCCAUGUUGCAUUUGCCUGAGUUUGAUGACAUUGCUACAGACACACAGACACAAUACCACAAUGACGCCUGGAAUUUAAACAGCCAUUCCCAGAAACUCCAAAGGAAAGAUGAGUUACAGGACUGCGUUUUCCUCCCAAAGGCUCGAGGAAGGACUAAUUAACUGGCACUAGGAGGAAAAUGUAUUAAGUAACCCAUACCUAGGACUAAUAUCUUAUGUUUGUAGCACUUUGUAAGUUCUAAAGCAUUUCUCAUUUGUUCCUUAUAAUAACUUCUAUACCACAUUGGUAUUGUCAUCCCCAUUUGACAGAUGGGGAAACAGACCUAGAAAAGUUAAAUGCUUACUUCGGUGGCACACCUGGGGCUUCAAUCCAGGUGUUCUGACUCUAGGACCGCCAGAUUUAUUAGCAAAUUAAAAUACAGGACAACUAGUUAAAUCUGAUAGGCAAUGAAUAAUUUUUUGAUAUAUCAUGUAAUAUUUGGAGUAUAUUUAUGCUAAAAACUUCUCAUUUAUCUGAAAUUAAAAUUUAACUCAAUACCCUGUACUUUAUCUUGCGACCCUACCCAGCUCCCAAAUUGGGUACUUGAUCUCUAUUCUGUGGUGUUCUGCUGCACUUAAAAUGCAAAGUACCUUCUCUGCUAUGACUCUCAUUCUGACGGUUUGGAGUUUAGAACGCUUUUCUUUUUUUCCUGUAACAAAGAUGCUUAUUAAUUUAUUUUUUCCCCUACUCUUAAUCCU